This is a messenger RNA of Rotaria sordida, 759 nucleotides long. NCBI's taxonomy places the organism in Eukaryota, Metazoa, Rotifera, Eurotatoria, Philodinida, Philodinidae. The record is from the annotation of a GenBank genome assembly.
AUGCGACGGCCUAUAAAUACAUCGCGACUUUUAGUGAUUGUAUGUUCUUAUCAACUGUCGAUCGAACAAAUUUUAAAAAUGAUAGUUUUUAUCGGAAUAUUAAUACUUGCUUUCUUCAAUGGAGCUUCAUGUGCAGGUGAGCGACCAGUAGAUGAAGCUGUUUUGCGAACAUUGGAAGGAUCUCCGACGGCAGCAAUUUUUGAAAGAGAACUGGCGAAAGAUAUUAUAUUCAAUACUGUGUUCCAUUUUCUUACUGCAGUAGUUGGUGUGACAAUAGGCUCAGGUGGACGAUUAGUAUCUGCAACUGCCGCUACUUUUCCUGCACUUGUCAAAACUGGUGUUUCAAUGAAUUAUGCAUACGUCGAACCAUGCGGUUUAGUUGCACCCCAUAUACAUCCACGAGCAGCGUCAAUGAUAAUUGCUAUCAAUACUACAUUCUUAGCUGGAUACUGGGUAGAAAAUGCUACCGCCCCAGUAAUAAAUACUCUGCAACCAGGAGAUGCAACUGUGUUUCCACAAGGAUCAGUUCAUUUUGAAUUUAAUAUGGGCUGUGAGCCAGGCGUAUUUAUAGCAGCACGCAGCAGCGAGGAUCCCGGCUCUUAUACUGCCACAGGUUUUAUAUCACGGUUUCCACCCGCUAUUGUUGCUGCAACAUUGGGUUAUCCCGAAGGAGGUCUUGACUCAUUCAUAAAAGGUCUACCAGAUUUUCCAUCGAAGAAUGUUAAAGAAUGUUUACUUAAAUGUAAAAAGGCAACAUAA